Messenger RNA from Vitrella brassicaformis, 7672 nucleotides. NCBI's taxonomy places the organism in Eukaryota, Vitrellaceae. The record is from the annotation of a GenBank genome assembly.
GAUGGAAGAUGAGAGUCGCUUCCACGCAAUCAAUCUACAGGGAUAUUGUAACUACCCUCAUGUCAAAGACACGAGUCUGAAUCAAAGCCUUUCCCUUCCCGUAGUUGACAAUGACAGAAAAUGAUCACGCCAGUUGGUGACACAUAUGCAUGCACAGUGCUGAUGCAAUGUGACCCAAAUAAAGACACAUCCUCUCGAAGACAGAACAAGUGCGAAGACAGCACGGAGAUAGCAAUCAAAACCGAUAAAGCCCUACAGGGAGACACAGGAAAGAAGGGCCGAAAUCGAAACGAGGAUGCCCAAAACCCAGCAAACGGCAAGACAGCAAGAGAAGACACAACACGUCAUGUCUCUAUCUCGGUGUCCUUCUCGAUGGAUUCACAUAUGCAUAGUUGCCCCUAGGGAACGCCUCGGCAUUCAUCGUGGUAGGACACGUAUCCUCUUCCCCCGUCAGCUGAUCAACCUGCCCAACAUUCAAGCCGACUUGGAGAUUCAAGUCGAGACACCGAAAGCCCGAAGCGAAGUUGAAUAAGACCUGCUGAUGCGCCGAUUGUAAUGGGCCUGGCGCGGCCGAGAAGACAAAAGCCAAUGUCAAGCCGCUCUCAGCCGACGACGAAUCUAACAGGCUGACGUCUUGGUCAGAGACCAUGUACGUACGGCCACUAAACUCCAGCACAGAACUGGAAAAAUGGGAGGAAGCAAAUCGAACAAGAAAUGGACUUGCAGCAGUGUCUGCAUGUUCCUCGCUCACCUUUUUUGCGUUAUACAAUGGCAUUAAGGGCACCUGCUCUUGUCUCAACGACUUGAAUGCCGGCUCAAAUGACCUUCUGCUGUCGGCAUCCGUGAGAUCCCCAGGCACCAACAGAGGGGCAAGAUUCGGCCAUGACCUGACGCGAUAUAUGUCAGUGCCGUCGCCGUGUGCGUUGAGGUCUAGAAAUGGUGAGUCAGCCACAAACAGCCCAAGUAGCCGAUGGUGGUCGAUCGGGAUGACCUCUGAAGGACAGAGUGGCGAGGAGUGCCCACAUCCUUGCCAGUGCUCUUUCGUGGCUUUACAUACCCGCAGCUUUCCGUCGGUCCCUGUCGUCACGUGCCGUCCGGCUUCUUGUCGCCUCGUACUGCGUGAGAUUUCUCAGCAGCUCCGCUACUUCUCUCUGACUACCCCCCUCAUUCAAUUUCCGUCUCCAUAUCGCCAGCAGCCUCAGCUUUCCCUGAAAGCAAUUGUCGGCCGCCUUUGACGCAUCCAGGUGCUGCUGGGCAGUGUUCGCGAGCUCCGCCUGUCUGCCGAGGUUCUCGAGCAUGACGCGACAGCCAACGUCGAUUGGCGCCACGUCAGACGCUGCGGCAAGCCCAUCGCGCUUGACCCUCCGUCUAUCCAUCCGUCUUGACCAGGAUUGAACAUCCCAUAGCUCGCGAUCCAGUGGAACAGCCUCAAGUGUCUUGCCGUCGCCUUUCAGUGAGCCCCGAAACACCUCCACUGGUCUGAACCGUGAGGAUCUGAUAUCAACUUCGUCACUCCUCCGCACAGCAGAGUCACUGGUCCAGACGGGAUCGUCCUUCGGUGCUUGGAGGGGUGCGCCGACAUGUAGUGGCCUCGCGGCGUUGAAGGGAUGCAGCUCGAACGUAACAACAAAGAGCUCGAGGGACGGUGAUGUGCCUGGCGAGCCUGGGACGAUGUUGGGGCCUGUGGACGUUAUCCUGAAGGGGGGAUGGGGGCCCACAGGACCGCCAGAGAUCCCGAAAGCGCCCACACCUGCGAGACACGGAAGGGAUGGUGCGUGAGAGACAUGGCCGUGUGUGGUGGUGGUAACAGGGUCUGACCAUGACACUGUAUGUCGGUGUGCCACCUUCCCUCCGUACAGAGGGCUUUGUUGAGACAUCCCUCUCAGGGACAAAAGGUCUUGUAGCCCUGCCGGCACUUGAUGUCCCACAGCUCGUGGCCCGGCAGGGGGGAGUCUGCCUGCUUGGACGGGACGGGUUCAAACUCCUUCAUGGCACUCCAGGGAGGACAUCUCGCUACACCAGACAGAAGACACAGAUCCCAGUCACUCACCCGCUCGCCUGUGCGUGCCUGCAGACCGGGUCAUGAGGCUUACGUUCACAUCUGAGUGAGUCGAGCUUUGACCAUCUUGGGAUGACAGCGUUGGCCUUCCUGCUGCACUCGAUGGACUCCUCAAAGACGCCCCCCUUCUUUGGAAGAAAGAAUGGCUCGUUGCACCUCACCUGCAGCACAGUGCCCACCGUCCGGUUGACGAGGGAGACCGGUGCCGUGUCGAGGCGGUAACCCCAACUCAGCUGGGGCACGUCCUGACAUAACAUGCCUGACAAGGCACACGCCGACCGGUGGCAAUCACGAAAGGAAUGCUCUCUGUGUGUCUUCUCUUUCUCACCAGUGCCAUUGUUUGACUGAUACGAGUGCCUGAUCUGUUGCUGGCCAGUGGUGAGGUCAGCAACGAAUGUCGCACGACCCAACAGAAUGCCGCCAGGCUCAUCGCCGACUUGCCUGAUCAGCGCCGUCAUGGCCGGCGUCUCCCGUGUCGCCUUCAAGCUGAUGAAGGGAUUGCCCCUGGCAACGGUUGCCAUGUCGAUCGCGUAGUCGCUUGGCUGGAUCACCAUCGCAUCACCGCCUCGCGGGUGCAGGAUGACCGGGCUGGUCAGAUCAGGUGUGGCUGCCACAGGCAGCAGCAGCCAGAGUGUCUUUUCGUCUUCUUCACUAAGGCUUGCGAGCAGCUUGCAGUUCUCGCGCCGGACGGGAUCGAACCGAGGCCGGAAGGAAGUGAAGGAGACCAGGGACUUAGCGCCGUGCUGGUGCAACACGUCGGCUAGAUCACGGGCGCCUGCGUUGUUAGGGUCGGGAAGAGGAGACAGGAUGACAAUUGGAAGCAGAUCCGUCAUGGCGGCGUUCGCCGAAUACUGCGCAAUAUGAACGGCGAUAAGGACAUUACAUUCUCAAUCUCCAGCUGUGUCUCGCUUACCUCUACGGUGAGUUGUGCAUUCUCGGCAUCCGCUUGGACCGGGUAGCUGCCAUCCGUUCCGCUGACGACUACGCCCUUCCGCAGGUCAGGCAGCAUCCCCGCAGCAAGCGGGAACCUUAUCGACCCGUCCGAAAGCUGCUCACCCACAACCUGGUUCGAGGCCUUCUGAGCCACACUCACGCCCCUCAUCGCUUCGCGGACACCUAUGUCGGGCCUCUCCUCGAUAAAGGACGCAAGGGCGGUGCCUUCGCCAUGUGGAAGCGUCUUGAGCAGGCUGUCCAUGAUGGGGCUUGUGCUCUUUAUGGUGACGGUUGGCAGCAGAAGGGCCGCAGCCGACGGAGUCCCGUUGCUCAUCUGCAUGCAGCGGCAGACACGAGCAGUCGUGAUGUGCAAAGGACUGCACCGUCGCAUCUCUCGCUUACCGUGAGGGUGAUUUCGUUUUGAACAUCGCUGGGAUCGAAGACCAAUCUUUCGGUCGUCGAGGCGUUGGGCUGUAUCACAAUGGGGAAGUCGACCUUCGGUCUGAAGCCCGGCGGCAGCAUAAGGUCGACCUCCAUCGGCUCUCUCGACAUCGGCACAGGAGGGCCCACUUGCACAAAGGCACCUGGCAAACGAGGCGAGCUUCUUGUGCCAGAUGUGUUUGUUGCCGUGCUCCUACCAUGAUGUCCCUCGGCGGUGUUGAUUUCGACCUCACAGACGGAAAAUUGCAUGAGUGAGGGGGCGCCCGAAGCGACAAUGCGCACCACGCUGCCUGAUGUCCCGCCAGGACACACAAUUAGGUGGUCAGGCGAGCCUCCCAGCUGGAACGAGCCACAUCGGGUGAUGCCUUGGCCGCUGACGGGGGGAGUGACGUCGUUUUCAUAGCCUGUGGCCGGCGCAUGGGCGACCACCACAUCAAACGUGGGCUUGUCGGACAGGUAGCCGCCCGCACUGCAGGCAGCAAAGACAGCCAAAAUACAGCGAUUCCCGAAUCCCUAUCAGGCACUAUACCUCAGUUCUCUUACUCUGUUCUGAUGUGGAUCUGAUGGAUGCCGUUUCUCUCCUGGUCUGCAAUGUCCCUCUCCCACCAAAGGGGCCUUGACUUCCCAUUGUCGAAUCUGGCGACGAAUGAGCACGUCGAUGCAUCCCUGUCGUUGGAUCGCUUGCGGUCAUCGAACAGGUAGGCCCCAUCACCCAGGUGGGUGUAGCGCGGACACUCACUGCACCCUUUGUCCCUCGGUCCUGCACACGCCAGCAAUGGGGACAGAUGUCUGUCGUUGCGCGGGGAAGAUACGUCUCGUCCGACUCACCAGUGAUGAUGUCAAUCUCACACACGGCAAAGUGCUGCAGGAAGUGAAGAUGGGACGCGACAAGGCGGACUACUGACCCUUCAGUCCCCGGCGGACACACAAUGGUGUAGAUGCGCUCGCUGGUGCUGUCCUUGAGCUCGAAGCUGCCGCACUUGACUGCCUCGGCGCCGGAAAGCGGCGGUUCCGUCUCCAUCAUGUCGGCUGUUUGCCUGUGGUCGGAGAUGUAGGCGUCCACCAUUUGCUUCAUGUCUGGGGCAACCGCAUUCGGAUACACAGUGCCGUAGCUGAAACAUAUCCACCCGCAGACAGAGAGACAUGACAACCAGCCAGCGCCGCUCCUGUGUCUUCCACCGACUAACUCACCGAGCGACGACAGUGACCUUCUCAAUCCCCACUCCAUGCCCAUUCGAGAUGUCUCGUUCCCAGAAGAGGGGCAUGUCCUCGCGAUCGCCUCGGCGGGACACGUCUGAGCAGGUGGCCAUGUCGCCAUCACUCGACCUCCUUCGAAGCACGGGAUGUGCAAAACCGGCAUCCUCAGUGGUGUAUCGAGGGCAGUCGAGGCACGGGUCGUUGGAUGGAGGCAGGGUCGUUGGGACCACUGGCACCGUCUCGAUGGCAACUGUCGUCUCAUGUGCGUGGGCAGCCGGUGGCGGUGUGGUUGUUGUCGACUCGGUGAAGUAUGGGCCAAGGCUGUUUGCAAGGGUGACGUUGAAUGGCGCCCCACCGCGAGCAGCGGGACCUGCCUGAGUAGCAGUGGUUGUCCCCGGUGCUUCUGAUGUGGGUGCUGCUGUGGACGACGGGCCAAUCGUAACAUUCAUGGUCGCCGCAGGCGAAGCUCUAACUUCGGGGCCGACCGUCGGGGCACUCACAGUCGAGAGGUGCACGGGAGCAAGCGUGCUGACACCAGCCGCCCCAACAGCAACGGCAAUUGUGGUCUCUGACACAGUGGCAUUCGUGACGUUCAGACCGGAAGUUGGCAUCGCCGUCGGCGCUGCUCCGAAAUGUGCUGUUGUAACGUUGGGCGGGACAGUGGUAUGUAGCAGAGUUGGCGGAAAGAGUGUGGGUGGGGCGAUCGUCGUCGACAGAGACACAGGUGCACCAGUCGAGGCGGCCGCCGAAGGAAGCGGUGUUGGUGCUCCUGUCCCUUCAGGUGUCGGCCCAGCUGUCAAAUUGGCACCAGUCGUGGGCGCCACUGGCGAGGGAGUCGACUCAUUGAGUGGAGCUCCCCUUGCUGCGAAGGGCUGUGGUGCUGGAGCGUGAGUGGCGUUUGCAGGGGCCGUCGUGGGCAUGCCUUCAGAUGGGGCUGGGGAUGGAGUAGGGCUUGGUGACGUCGGCAGAUAUACGUUGGACGGAGGCAGUGUAGUCGUUGUUCCUUCUUCAUAGACAGGAGACGGUGUUGUCGUCGCUGGACGAAAAAUCACACAGAUGGAAUUCCCAAACGCACGGAACCCUAUCGUGAUCACCUACCAUUUUUCUUGAGUUCUUCCAGGAGUUUGGGCGCCCGCAGCUGCACGACUGCCUUCUUGAUUGGAUUCUCCCAUGGGUCCUGGUGCCUCAGCGUGCAGUUGGCCUCUACGCCAGUGCUCUCGCCUGCGUCGCUGGCCAGCUGGCUGUCCUUGGGGAGUGUCAAAACGACGAAGGGCACAAAGUGAUGGUUCUCGUUCAGCUCAUACUGAAGCACAAAGCGGAACGUCGCAGAAAAGCUGUCUUUCUCCCUUGGGAGUGUGUGCACAGAUAUACCGUAAGCGUCGCGUUUGCCUCUCUGGGUAGCAUCUUGACCGGUGUGCCGGCCGCCGUUGCCAUUCUGAUGGGUGCAGUGGGUUCCAGGGCAGAGCUGAAGGGGAUCGCUACCUUAGCCUCGAUGACUUCCUCCUCUCCCGUUGUAGUGUUUCGCUUCACGCGGGUGACCGUGCCGUGGCCUUGGUAGGGCUUCUCAGGGGCCACUUCAAACCCUGAUCACACGGACGGAAGAUGGCAGUCGGUGGGUGGAGUGAAUGGUGCACUCUGUAUGUCUCACUUGUGUUGACGUAUUCGACUUCGAGAGACUUUGUGUGCUCGGGGAGGAUCUUUCGCCAGUGGCUGAUGAGAGUGUCCUUGGCGCGAAUGUCCACACGGAGAGUGGCCUUGCCAUCGAGCGUCUCAAACUACAAGCAAGUGCAGGUGCACAAAUGAGAAGAGAAGAGUCCCCCGCGCAUGUCUUUGUUCCGCUUCUCACCCGUGGCGUCACCAUGAUGAUGCCGUUCUGCUUGGGGUCGAUGUACACAAACUCAUCGGCAGUUGAGGCUGAUGUGUUGCCCGUGCUGAACCGCCCGGAUGUCUCACUGUGGAUGAGGAGCGGCUGCUUGACGUCCAUUCGCGCGUCAGGCGGCAGCGUGAUGACUAUGCCCUCCUUGUCGUGGAUGUCAACAUCGGCCCUCGUCUCCUGUAUGGGGCUGCGUGAGCGGGGCACCGGCACCACCAACACCUCAAUGCUCGAGUCGUUUGUUAGACGGCUGAGCUCUUUGAGCAGCUCAUCUGCGCGUGGUCCUUCAGGGAUCACUUGAAGAAAGACAGCCAAAUGAGACCCGUAAAGCCCAUACUGACAGAUAGCAUCAGAUAGCCAGACAUGAGAUGACUUAUAUAGGGAAUGUGGGGCAUUGAUUGCGUACCCUGCGUCGAUAUGCGGCAUUGGUCGGCCCUGUGGCGAUCCGUCGGCCGCCCGCUGUGAUAAUGACGACGGGCCGGUUGAGGUCGACGUCGACAUUGCUGGGAAGCUUGAUCUCCACUCCACCUUCAUCGAGUCGCAACGCAGGUCCCCGAAACGGCUUGCCCUCGCCCUUCUUCCUGGCCUCCUCCUCUGAAAGUCACAGAAGAAUGCGUCUUCAAGGGACGCAUUUGUGUCUCUCUGAGCGACUGUAGAUUGCUCACCAGGGCGGAGAGCGCGGUAGACGUCCUCAGACUGAGGCGUCUUCCAGCUGGCGACCCCUGACAGCGGAUCGACGAUGCAUUCUGCCUCAGGAGGAAUUGGGCCGCGUGUCUGUGGGAUUGUAUCGUAGCCCUUGUUGCAGUACAGCCGCCUCUUGGCUCCCCUGCCGUGGCCAAACCCUUGCAGAUUGAUCGCUGGGGAGUCGGGAUAGCCCGGACACUCCUCUGUAGAAAAGGCACAGGAGAGAAUGUGACCGGCUGUGAGAAAAAUAAUGACGGCCUCGUCUUACGUUUGGCGGCGACGCUGGACUUGGGGCCGCCUUUCAGCGAGUCGAGGAGAGCGACAAGGUUCUUCGAGAGGCUGGUGGACAGGUUGAUGUUGCCACGAAACACGAGGACGAAGGACAGGUUGCCAGCAAAGCCAAACCCGCUCGUGUCCCAACCCAGCAUGAGGCUCUGCUGGUGCUUCUUGUCGCCAUCGCGAAUGCACCCAUUCGUGGAUGCCAU